GACAAAGAGAGCCAUCCCCUCCCCUCCCUCACUCAUUGGCUCGACCAAGCAACCAAGAAUAGCAAGGGGGAGCUCUACAAUUCACCAUUUUCACACCCAAAUUCGAGCUCAAGGAAGAAGGUCCAAAGAGGAGUGUUUGGAGAAGGAAAAAGGUUGGGAAAGGUGUGAACAAUUAAGGCACUUGUAAAGGGUAUUUCAAGUGAUUUCACAAAGUUGGAAAAGUCGCCGGAAUUGUCGCCGGAGUUGACCAAAAGUCGCCGGAGUUUCACCGGAGUUCAACCAAGAAGGGUAGAACUUCUUAACGCUAGUUCAAGAUUUCACCAUGAGCCGUAAGCUCUUCAUGGCCCAGGCGAAAAAGAUGGUUGCCAAAGAAAUGGAAGCUGCCCAGCGGGCCGACGCGUCCAAGGGGUCCGGUGACGGGUCUAAGUCUCAGGCCGAUGCGGCGAAGAAGGCCGUUGCGACCAAGAAGAAGAAGAGGUCCGCUGAAGGGCAACAGACCUUGACGGAGGCGGGGCUGGUGCCGGCUGAAGGUGCUAAGAAGGCGAAGCCGAGCCCUCCCCUUCGAGAUGCUGUUAUGGCCGACGCGCAAGCGUCGGUUCAAGGGGAGGCUGCCUCUGAUGUGCAGGUCAUCGAGGAUCUGACUUUGAACGUCGCCUCGUCCUCCCUCGUUCCUGCUAACCCCGGUGCCGUUGCUAAAGAGAGGGCCCGCGCCGGCCGAGACCUGGCCUCUGGUCUUUAUGAGGUUACGGUGCGGUAUCCGCCGAAGGGCGGUUUAUUCAAUGAUAAGGUCUCUGGGCACGACGUCCUUUUCCAGGCCAUUCCUGAUGCUGACAGGGAGUAUCUGCGUCGGCAGGGUAAGGAUGUGCGCCUUUUCGACGGUGGGCUUGACUACGUCGUCCAGGGGGCCUUCAUGCUGAUGGAGCAGCAGCGACGUCAGGAAGAGGAGCUUGCUCGCCUUCGGGAAGCUGAGAAGAAAGUCGCUUCUGCUGACGAGGCGCUUUCCCAGCUGGAGCGGCUUCGUACUGAGACUGACGCUUUGAAGGAAAAAGCUGAUGCAGCCGAGAAAAAAGCCGCCGCUGCUGAGGACGAGGCGAAACACCUCAAGGUUCAGUUAGACGAAGAAGCGGCUGCCCGUCGGCUAGCAGAGGAAAGAGCUGUGAAGCUUGAGGCCGAUGCGAUUGCAGCUGCCGAUAAGGCCAUUGAGCUUUUUAUGGCCGAGGGGUGGAAGGACGAGGCCCGAAGCGAUUGGUCUUUCAAUGUUGUGGCGGAGCGCUUUGAAGCGUGGUCUCAGGAGGAGGCUGGCCGAGCCCGCCUGAAGGAGGAGUUUGAAGUCUGGUACGACCUAGGCCAGAGGCGUAUGCAGAUGUUGGUUUACCGCCGCCUCCGCCGGCGUGUAAAGAACUUGAAGCCCAGGGGUAUCGGCCUUCCCCGGAUGAUGAAGGACCCCGAGGAGGAGUUGAAACUUCCUCUGUCCGAAAGGCAGCCCCCCAUCCUGAGCUCGGAUGAAGAGGACGAGCCCUGGACCGAGAGUGAUGACUACCUGUUCCGUAGCUCGGCGCGGUCCAAGAAUACCGAGGAUGAGCAAGACGAUGCGGACAGCGGAGCCGUUGAGGGUGGCCAAGGACAAGCUGCUUAGUGCCUUCUUGUACUUCAUUUCUUUUUUGUAGCCCCAAUGGCCGAAGCGCCCUGGUGUAUGUAAUGGCCGAAGCGCCCUUUUUGUAAUGGCCGAAGCGCC
Molecule: messenger RNA, 1735 nt
Organism: Cuscuta epithymum
Lineage: Eukaryota; Viridiplantae; Streptophyta; Magnoliopsida; Solanales; Convolvulaceae
Source: the annotation of a GenBank genome assembly